Messenger RNA from Pseudophryne corroboree (corroboree frog), 8317 nucleotides. It is a transcript of the gene CACNA1C, whose product is annotated as calcium voltage-gated channel subunit alpha1 C. NCBI's taxonomy places the organism in Eukaryota, Metazoa, Chordata, Amphibia, Anura, Myobatrachidae. The record is from RefSeq and is a predicted model, not a curated record. Bases 1596 to 8111 code for a protein of 2171 amino acids. Gene Ontology annotation, cellular component: voltage-gated calcium channel complex; membrane. Gene Ontology annotation, molecular function: high voltage-gated calcium channel activity. The transcript is spliced from 49 exons. Gene Ontology annotation, biological process: calcium ion import across plasma membrane.
CGGCUGCUGCCAGCACACAGCUCUCGGCAUCAGGAGCAGCAUCUCCCCGGCAUGUCUCCCCCCAGCACCGCCGCUCCAGACUGGGGGGCUGCGAGCCCACAUCACUGACCCCCCGUCCGUCCUAGCGGUGCCUGGGCCAGGAUGCAGAGAGGCAGCAGCAGCGAUACCGGCUCUCCGAGGGGCUGUCAUACAAUGCUGGGGAUCAGGUAAUAGCCCACCACAGCCAGGAGACUACAGAGACCCCAUCACUGGAGACCCCAAUAUUACUACAGAGAGACCCCCAUCACUGGAGACCACAAAAUUACUGCAGAGAUACCCCACCAUCACUGGAGACCCCAAUAUUACUACAGAGAGACCCCCACCAUCACUGGAGAACCCAAUAUUGCUACAGAGAGACCCCCACCAUCACUGGAGACCCCAAUAUUACUACAGAGAGACCCCCACCAUCACUGGAGAACCCAAUAUUACCACAGAGAGACCCCAUCACUGGAGACCCCAAUAUUACUACAGAGAGAACCCAUCACUGGAGACCCUGAUAUUACUACAGAGACACCCCAUCACUGGAGACCCCAAUAUUACUACAGAGAGACCCCCCAUCACUGGAGAACCCGAUAUUACUACAGAGAGAACCCAUCACUGGAGACCCCGAUAUUACUACAGAGAGAACCCAUUACUGGACACCCCAAAAUUACUACAGAGAGAGAGAGACCAUCCUCACCAGAGACCCCAAUAUUACUACAAACGGACCCCCUUCACUGGAGACCCCCUACUGACUUCAUUACUGGAGACAGACCUCAAUAUUACUAGAGAGAGACCCCACUUAUCAGUGGAGUGACAGAUCCCUAAUACCACUAUAGAGAAAGACCCCCCUCACUUAACAGACAUUCCUCCAACCAACCACUGGAAACCCCCUGUGCCUUCAUUACUGGAGAGACAGACCCCCAAUAUUACGAGAGAGAGAGCACCCCUUCGCUGGACACAGACCCCCCUCCACUACUGGAGACUACCCCAAUAUUACUAGAGAGAGCACCCUGUAACUGCACCCAGAACCUCCCAAAUUCAGACCCAGAUACCCCCUCCAAUGACUUAAGACAGAACUGGAGACAGACCCCACAGUCUCUAGAGACAGACCCCAAUAUUAUUAGUAAGAACACCCCAGAACUAGAGACAGAACGCCCAUUACAUCUCAUUACUGGACAGAGACCUCCUCACCCCAUUAAUGGACACAGAUCCCCCUUCCACAGGAGACAAUCCCUAAAAUUGCUAGAGAGAGCACCCAUCACUAGAGAUAGAGAACCCCCCAACUCCCCUCAUCACUGGACUACCCCAACAGAUCACCCCCAACACCGAGACAGCAGCCCCCCAUUACCAGAGACAUCUCCACAGUCACUUGACACUCCCUACCCUCCAUACCUGAACAGAGACUCUUCUUACUGGACACAACCCCUUCUAACCUGGGCCCUCACACCUUUAUUGGGCCUCAUCUCCCCUGGACCGUAACAACCACCAACCCCACAGAUUUGGGUCAGACCUGGAUCCCUGGACACGGCCUUCUCUGGAGGAUUAACCUGGAACUUUUUUUUUUAUAUUCUUAAAUGGUCAAUGAAAGCCAGAGGAUGUAUAUGUCCGAAGGAGACCAUCCAGGUUCUAACUAUACAAAUCCUCUUCCAGCGUUGGGUACCAUGAACUCUACCACGGGCCUGGCGACGGAGCACAUUGCAUCUCCGGGUGCCGCUCUCUCAUGGCAGGCCGCCAUCGACGCUGCUCGGCAGGCCAAAUUAAUGGGCAGCGCCGCCAACGCCACCAUAUCCACGGUCAGUUCCACGCAGAGGAAGAGGCAGCAGUACAACAAACAGAAAAAGCAGGGGGCCACAUCAGCAACGCGGCCCCCGCGGGCGCUACUCUGUCUCACCCUUAAAAACCCCAUCCGUCGAGCCUGUAUCAGCAUCGUGGAGUGGAAACCUUUUGAAAUCAUUAUUUUACUGACUAUUUUUGCCAAUUGUGUGGCCUUAGCUGUGUAUAUCCCCUUCCCAGAGGACGACUCCAACGCGACAAACUCCAACUUGGAACGGGUAGAAUAUCUUUUCCUCAUCAUUUUCACAGUGGAAGCUUUCCUAAAAGUCAUUGCAUACGGACUUCUUUUCCACCCCAACGCUUACCUCCGAAACGGCUGGAACUUGCUGGAUUUUAUCAUUGUAGUUGUUGGGCUUUUUAGUGCAAUUUUAGAGCAAGCGACGAAGGCUGAUGGCGGAAGUGCUCUCGGAGGGAAAGGGGCUGGAUUUGACGUGAAGGCACUGCGAGCAUUUAGAGUACUCAGACCCCUGCGACUGGUUUCCGGGGUACCUAGUCUCCAGGUGGUGCUGAACUCCAUCAUUAAGGCCAUGGUGCCGUUGCUACACAUCGCGCUCCUGGUGCUGUUUGUGAUCAUAAUCUACGCCAUCAUCGGUCUGGAGCUCUUUAUGGGGAAAAUGCACAAGACCUGCUACUACCUGACCAACAGAGAUGUUCCCACAGAGGAGGAGCCCUCGCCCUGCGCUCUCAAUAGCAAUAAUGGCCGACACUGCCCCAACGGGACCGUCUGCGAAUCUGGCUGGGACGGCCCAAAGCACGGCAUCACUAACUUUGACAACUUUGCGUUCGCCAUGCUCACUGUCUUCCAAUGCAUCACCAUGGAGGGCUGGACGGAUGUGCUGUACUGGAUGCAGGACGCUAUGGGGUACGAGCUGCCCUGCGUCUACUUUGUCAGCCUGGUUAUCUUUGGAUCGUUCUUCGUACUGAACCUGGUUCUGGGUGUGCUGAGCGGAGAGUUUUCCAAGGAGAGGGAGAAGGCCAAAGCGCGGGGGGACUUCCAGAAGCUGAGGGAGAAGCAGCAGCUGGAGGAAGACCUGAAGGGCUACCUGGACUGGAUCACCCAGGCAGAAGACAUAGACCCUGAGAAUGAAGAUGAGGAUAUUGAUGAGGACAAACCCCGUAACAUGAGUAUGCCGACCAGCGAGACGGAGUCUGUGAAUACCGACAACGUGGGCAGCGGAGACGUGGAGGAGGAGAGCUGCGGCGUACGACUGGCGCACAGGAUUUCCAAGUCUAAAUUUAGCCGUUACUGGCGUCGGUGGAACCGGUUUUGCCGGAGGAAGUGCAGGGCGGCCGUGAAGUCAAACGUGUUCUAUUGGCUGGUGAUAUUUCUGGUGUUCCUGAACACGCUGACCAUCGCUUCUGAGCACUACAACCAACCGGACUGGCUCACAGAGGUCCAAGACACGGCGAAUAAGGUCCUCUUAGCGCUGUUUACGGCAGAGAUGCUCCUGAAGAUGUACAGUCUGGGGCUCCAGGCCUAUUUUGUGUCCCUCUUUAACCGCUUCGACUGCUUCAUCGUCUGUGGGGGGAUCCUGGAGACCAUUUUGGUGGAGACUAAGAUCAUGUCCCCACUGGGGAUUUCGGUCCUGCGUUGUGUGCGUCUCCUCAGGAUAUUCAAGAUCACUAGGUACUGGAAUUCUCUCAGCAACCUGGUGGCGUCCCUGCUGAAUUCUGUGCGCUCCAUCGCGUCUCUGCUGCUCCUCCUCUUCCUCUUCAUCAUCAUCUUCUCCUUGCUGGGCAUGCAGCUCUUUGGAGGCAAAUUCAACUUCGACGAAAUGCAGACCCGCAGGAGCACGUUCGACAACUUCCCCCAGGCACUACUCACCGUGUUCCAGAUCCUGACGGGAGAGGACUGGAAUUCUGUCAUGUAUGAUGGGAUCAUGGCUUACGGAGGACCCUCGUUUCCCGGGAUGCUGGUCUGCAUCUUCUUCAUCAUCCUCUUCAUCUGCGGGAACUAUAUUCUCCUGAAUGUCUUCUUGGCCAUCGCUGUUGACAACCUGGCCGACGCAGAGAGUCUGACCUCCGCCCAGAAGGAGGAGGAGGAAGAGAAGGAGAGGAAGAAGCUGGCACGAACGGCCAGCCCGGAGAAGAAACAGGAGAACGAGAGCUCCGGGAAGUCACCGGUGCCAGCCCUGGAGGAGAACAAGGAGAAGAUAGAGCUGAAGGCGAUUACAGCGGACGGAGAGUCCCCACCUGCGACUAAGAUCAACGUGGAGGAAUUCCCAUCCAACGAGAACGAUGAGAAAUCACCGUACCCCAGCACCAACGAGAUCCCAGGUGAGGAGGAAGAGGAGGAGCCUGAAAUGCCCGUUGGACCUCGUCCUCGCCCUCUUUCUGAAAUGCACAUCAAGGAGAAAGCCGCCCCUAUGCCCGAGGCCACCGCCUUCUUCAUUUUCCGUACAGACAACAAAUUCCGUCUCCGCUGCCACCGAAUCGUCAACAACAACAUCUUCACCAACCUCAUCCUCUUCUUCAUCCUAUUGAGCAGCAUCUCGCUGGCAGCAGAAGACCCCGUACGACACACUUCCUUCAGGAAUCAAGUUCUCUUUUAUUUCGAUAUAGUUUUCACCGCCAUUUUCACCAUAGAGAUAGUCCUGAAGAUUCUAGGGAACGCCGAUUACGUUUUCACUAGUAUAUUUACCUUAGAAAUCAUCCUGAAGAUGACGGCUUAUGGGGCCUUCUUACAUAAGGGUUCGUUCUGCAGGAAUUACUUUAACAUCUUGGACCUGCUGGUGGUCAGCGUCUCGCUCAUUUCUUUUGGAAUACAGUCCAGCGCCAUCAAUGUGGUGAAGAUUUUGCGGGUUCUGCGGGUACUGCGACCGCUCAGAGCCAUCAACAGAGCUAAAGGCCUGAAGCAUGUGGUCCAGUGUGUCUUCGUGGCCAUCCGUACCAUCGGUAAUAUCGUCAUCGUUACCACUCUGCUGCAGUUCAUGUUUGCCUGCAUCGGUGUACAGCUAUUCAAGGGUAAGUUGUACAGCUGCACGGACAGCUCGAAGAUCACCGAGCCCGAGUGCAGAGGGAAGUACAUCACCUACAAGGACGGCGACGUGUCGCAGCCGAUCAUUCAGGAGCGGACCUGGGAGAACAGCAAGUUUGACUUUGAUAACGUCUUGGCAGCGAUGAUGGCGCUUUUCACCGUCUCCACCUUUGAGGGGUGGCCGGAGCUGCUGUAUAGGGCCAUCGACUCCCACACCGAGGACGUAGGUCCCAUCUACAACCACCGAGUGGAGAUUUCCAUCUUCUUCAUCAUCUACAUCAUCAUUAUCGCCUUCUUCAUGAUGAACAUCUUCGUAGGUUUUGUCAUUGUCACCUUCCAGGAGCAGGGUGAGCAGGAGUACAAGAACUGCGAGCUGGACAAGAACCAGCGCCAGUGUGUGGAGUACGCCCUGAAAGCCCGGCCCAUCCGCAGGUACAUACCUAAGAAUCAGUACCAGUACAAGGUGUGGUAUGUGGUCAACUCCACCUACUUCGAGUACCUCAUGUUCGUGCUGAUCCUGCUCAACACCAUCUGUCUGGCCAUGCAGCACUACGGACAGAACUGUUCUUUCAAGGAAGCGAUGAACAUCCUGAAUAUGCUGUUUACCGGCCUCUUCACCGUGGAGAUGAUUCUGAAACUCAUAGCGUUUAAACCAAAGGGUUAUUUUAGUGACCCUUGGAAUGUCUUUGACUUUCUGAUCGUCAUUGGCAGCAUAGUAGACGUCAUUCUCAGCGAGACGAAUAAUCAUUAUUUCUGUGAUGCUUGGAAUACAUUUGAUGCUCUCAUAGUAGUGGGUAGCAUUGUUGAUAUAGCAAUCACCGAACUAAACACAGGUGAACAUUCCCAAUGCCACAAUAUGCAGGGGGAGGAGAACUCCCGAAUCUCCAUCACCUUCUUCAGGCUCUUCCGAGUUAUGCGUCUGGUAAAGCUACUGAGUCGCGGGGAAGGGAUCCGGACCCUACUCUGGACAUUCAUCAAGUCCUUCCAGGCUCUCCCUUAUGUGGCUCUACUCAUUGUUAUGCUGUUUUUUAUCUAUGCGGUGAUCGGUAUGCAGGUGUUUGGGAAGAUCGCGUUGAACGACACCUCGGAUAUCAACAGGAACAAUAACUUUCAGACCUUCCCACAAGCUGUGCUGCUGCUCUUCAGGUGUGCCACUGGGGAAGCCUGGCAGGAGAUCAUGCUGGCCUGUCUCCCCGACAAGAAGUGUGAACCCGAGUCUGGGACCAACCCCAACGGAGAAGACGACUACACCUGCGGCAGCAGCUUCGCUGUCUUCUACUUUAUCAGCUUCUACAUGCUCUGCGCCUUCCUGAUCAUCAAUCUGUUUGUCGCGGUCAUUAUGGAUAAUUUUGACUAUCUGACGCGGGAUUGGUCCAUAUUGGGCCCUCAUCAUUUGGAUGAAUUCAAACGGAUUUGGGCAGAGUAUGAUCCAGAGGCCAAGGGUCGAAUAAAGCACCUGGAUGUGGUGACCCUGCUGAGGCGGAUCCAGCCCCCCCUGGGCUUUGGAAAGCUGUGCCCGCACCGGGUGGCAUGUAAGCGCUUAGUCGCCAUGAAUAUGCCUCUGAACAGCGACGGAACGGUCAUGUUUAACGCUACUCUCUUCGCUUUGGUUCGGACCUCUCUAUGCAUUAAAACUGAUGGUAAUCUGGAACAGGCCAACGAAGAGCUCAGGGCCAUUAUUAAGAAGAUCUGGAAAAGAACCAGCAUGAAACUCCUGGACCAGGUGGUGCCCCCUGCUGGCGAUGACGAGGUGACCGUGGGAAAGUUCUACGCCACCUUCCUCAUUCAGGAAUAUUUUCGGAAAUUCAAGAAGCGCAAAGAGCAAGGUCUAGUGGGAAAACCUUCCCAGCGCAACACCCUUUCGCUGCAGGCUGGACUGCGGACUCUGCAUGACAUUGGGCCUGAGAUUCGCAGAGCUAUAUCUGGAGACCUGACUGCAGAGGAGGAGCUGGACAAGGCCAUGAAAGAGGCAGUGUCUGCCGCGUCUGAGGAUGACAUCUUCAGGAGGGCAGGCGGCUUGUUCGGAAACCACGUCAGCUACUACCAGAGCGAGGUGCGAAGUGCGUUCCCCCAAACGUUCACCACUCAGCGGCCUCUUCACAUCAACAAGACCUCCGGUGGGCCAGGUGACCUAGAUUCCCCUUCCCAUGAGAAACUGGUGGACUCCACGUUUACUCCCAGCAGCUACUCUUCCUCUGGGUCCAAUGCCAACAUAAACAACGCCAACAACACAGGCCUGGUACGUCUUCCCGCGCUGCUCGCUUACCAGAGCACCGUCAGCACCGUAGAAGGACAGAGCCGCCCAGUGCGCACUCACGGAUCCUGGAAACUCAGCUCCAAGAGCUCAGUGUCCAGGGACAGCCGCCUGCCUAUCAUCUGCCGGGAGGAGGCAUCGCAGGACGAGACAUACGAUGCCAGCGAGGAAGUGGAGUACAGCAGCGAGCCCAGCCUCCUCUGCUCUGACGUGUUUUCAGACCAAGAUGAGGAGAACCGGCAGCUGACCCCAUCCGAGGGAGAGGUGGAGAGAGGGCUUUGUCCGUCUCCCAAGAAAAGCUUCCUGCGCUCGGCCUCAUUAGGCAGGAGGGCGUCAUUCCAUUUGGAGUGUCUGAGGAGGUACCGAAACCAAGGCGGAGACACAUCACCCAAAGCAGUGCUGCCGCAAAUACAUCUGGUGCACCAUCAGGCUUUAGCGGUGGCCGGCCUCAGUCCACUACUGCGGAGGAGUCACUCGCCCACGGCCUUCUCACGCCUCUGCUCCACGCCGCCUGCCACGCCCUGCUCCAGAGGUUGGGCGCACCAAACUGUACCUGCACUGAGACUACAUGGGGACCCCAGGUCCAAAGACAACUUAAACAGCAGCUUCCCCUCUGUGCACUGCAGCGACUGCAGCCUCGGGCGAGACCGUCCAGCCUCCCUCACAGUUCCCUGCCACACGCCGGACCCGACGCGGCAGCACCACGGCAGUGCCAGCAGCUUAGUGGAAGCGGUACUGAUCUCAGAAGGUUUGGCGCAGUUCGCUCAGGACCCCCGCUUCCUGCAGGUUGCGACGCAUGAGCUGGCGGACGCCUGCGACAUGACGAUAGAGGAGAUGGAAUCUGCAGCUGACCGCUUCUUGAAUGGCAAUCCCAGCCCCAACGGGAAGCUCUCACCUUUCUCCAAACGCAGGGACCAGGGGCUGGACUGCGCAGGGGGUGGGUCGGAGGAGCCGGGACACUCACCGGGCUGCCUGAACAGCGACGGAGAGCAGGAGGACUGUGGAAUAUACGUGAGCAGCCCGUAGCCGGCAGACCUCAGAUGGACGAGAGCCGCGGUUACGCCAGUUGGCAGAGGGCGGAUGUUUUGGAGGAGAUUUUGUGCUCCUUGUUUCGGUUACUUUUUCUCUUUUUUUUUUUUGGUGUUCCUAAUGAGUUUGUUUCAGAAGUGCCUCACUGUUCUCGCAACCUGGAGUGACCAGAACAGCGUUUCUCAUUCAUUUUAGUUGGGGUG